Molecule: messenger RNA, 364 nt
Organism: Meloidogyne enterolobii
Lineage: Eukaryota; Metazoa; Nematoda; Chromadorea; Rhabditida; Meloidogynidae
Source: the annotation of a GenBank genome assembly
CAUGUCUUACAUGCUCCCACAUUUACAUAAUGGCUGGCAAGUUGACCAGGCCAUUUUGGCAGAGGAGGAUCGCGUGGUUCUUAUACGUUUUGGUCAUGACUGGGAUCCUUCGUGUAUGCGUAUGGAUGAGGUUCCUGACUUCAACAAAAUGUAUGAGCUUUAUGACCCUGUUACUGUGAUGUUUUUCUUCAGAAAUAAGCACAUCAUGGUUGAUUUGGGCACUGGAAAUAACAAUAAGAUCAACUGGCCUAUGCAUGAUGGUCAAGAACUCAUUGAUAUUAUCGAAACUGUUUACCGAGGUGCUCGAAAAGGAAGAGGUUUGGUGAUUUCACCAAAGGACUAUUCUACCAAGUAUAAGUACUAA